This is a messenger RNA of Paramuricea clavata, 3966 nucleotides long. Lineage: Eukaryota; Metazoa; Cnidaria; Anthozoa; Malacalcyonacea; Plexauridae. The record is from the annotation of a GenBank genome assembly.
AAGUUGAUGAAGUGUCUGUGUUGCAGGAACUGAGUAAGUUAAGAACUACCAAAGCCACUGGUCUGGACGGAAUUAGUGCUAAACUACUUAAAGAUUCCGCCUAUAUAAUCGCACCAUAUUUGACCAAAAUUUUCAACCUCUCCUUACGCUGUGGCUCAUUUCCCGACAUCUGGAAGAAAGGUAGAGUUACUCCAAUUUUCAAAUCUGGAGACCCAACUUCAUCCAACAACUACCGACCAAUCACCAUCCUACCAACCUUGAGUAAGUUACUAGAACGAAUCGUCCACCAUCAAGUUUACAAUUAUCUGCAAGAACACAAGUUACUAGCUUCCCAACAAUUCGGUUUUAGCUCCAAACUGUCAACCACCAUUGCUCUGGCACAUUUUACUGAGCAGAUACUGGAUAAUCACGAUCACAGAAAAAUCACUGGUGCCGUCUCUAUCGACCUAAGGAAAGCUUUUGAUACCGUAAACCAUACCAUCUUAUUGGAGAAAUUGAGAACAAUCGGUUUUACCUCGUCUGUUCUCGACUGGUUCUGCUCGUAUCUAUCAAACCGUACCCAAGUAACCGUGAUCAACAGUUCAUUGUCGCAACCCAAGCCAGUAACUGUCGGAGUCCCUCAGGGAAGUAUUCUUGGACCACUUCUCUUCCUUACUUAUAUUAAUGAUCUACCUGAAUGCUUGACCCACUGCAAGUCGAUACUUUAUGCCGAUGACACACUCCUUUAUUACUCUGCAGAAAGUAUUUCCGAUCUACAGUCAAAACUCAACUCCGACCUACGAUCCCUUUCCGAUUAUCUUAACAACAACCUCCUUACACUCAAUCAUGACAAGACAAAGUUCAUCAUUUUCGCCGGUAGACAACGCCUAAGAUCCAUCUCUAACAUCAACAUCUCUAUUUGCAAUCGGACGAUAAAACAAGAACAAUCGUUAAAAUAUCUGGGCAUCACAAUUACCGAGAACCUUACCUGGCAUGAACAUAUUGAGAAAUUAAUGGGGAAAAUCAACCAAAGAUUGGGAUUGCUGCGCCGUGUGAAAUCUUUCUUACCGCUGGAUGCAAGACAGAUUUUCUAUACUUCGACAAUACUACCGCUAUUUGACUAUGCCGAUGUAAUUUGGGCGAUAAAAACAAUUCAGAACUCAUGAACUCCUUGCAAAGUUUGGAAAAUAAAGCAGCUAAAUUAAUACUAGAUCUCCCUCCUCUUUCGUCGGCAACCGAAGCUCUCGCUACAUUACACUGGUCAACUCUCAUCUCGCAGAUAUAAACAUCGUUGUAUCUUUAUCUACAAAUGCACUAUUAAUGGACUGAUAGAUUUCGACUUCAAUCUCACAACUAACAGCAGAAUCCAUUCCCACAGUACAAGAUCGUGUAACAACCUCCAUCUCCCGAAAGUCAACACGAACUGUGGCAAACAUAAACCAACCUACCUCGCUUCGAAAGACUUUAACAACUUGGACGUUUCCGUCAGAAACACUGAUUCUUUCAGUCAAUUUAAGUCUUUACUAAGGUCACAUACCGUAUAACUAUUCUUAGUUGUACUUAUUAGAUAUAGUUAAUUAUUCGUUUCUUUAUGUCGUGACGUUGUAAAUUAAUUGUAUAUAUUUAUAUAAGUAAAUUUUGUUAAUGAUUGUAUCAUGCAGGACCCCACUGAAAAACACAUUAGUGAUGUGGGUAUCCUGGAUAAAUAUAAUUAUAAAUAAAAAAAAAAAAAUAAAUAAAUAAAUAAUUUAAUAAAAAAUGCAGUACGUUUGAUCCUUGAUAACUUUUGGUAUCGUAGGUUUGGCAUCGUAAUACUUUUAUUUUGAACGUUUUAAUAGCAGUUUAAUCCUAGUGUACGGACCAACUGGCGGCCGAUAGUCGACAGAACUAGUAUGCAGCGUACUGAAUAUAACUUUACUUGUACGGCGGAAACGCCGGAAGUUUUAUUUGUAGGGCACCGCAUUUUAGUACUGUGUCUGGUUCUAUAAAAUCCUGACCUGGCCACCUGGGGUCACUAUACUGUCCUAGGCCUGGGUCAAAACUAAUUCACCUAACAAAAACUUCAAAACUGAGCCACCUACCUGCACUACAAACCUAGCGAAUUUGAGAGCGGCAGCACUCUCCUCUUGACAAGCAAAAUCGACUGGUAUGAGACGUUAAAUAAUAAAGGAGUGUACAUGUGCUAUUGGGGCACAUGUACAAUACUCAAAAAUAUAAUCUGUAUCAAGUACUGUUGCUAAACGUGAUAAGUUUGAUUUUAAAUAUAGUUCACCAAAAACUAUUCUAUAUAAGCGGAAUUUGCACGUUUUCCGCCGUGUGAAGGACAAAAGCACAGCGCGCAUGUGUUGCCUGAACAGAAGAACAAUGUUUCUUCCGCAGGCAAAAUAUACAAAUUCCCCUUAUACAAUUAGUCUAAAUUAUGCACAAUGCAUAUCACAAAAACAAAUCAACAAAACCAACCGCCUCGCACCGUUCAAAGAAAGACCCUGGGAAAGACCUUGGCCAACCGAGGCCAGUGUGAACGCCUGAGCUGGCGUCUUCGUUUCUGUAAAUUGUUCUGUUUUUCAGUUUUUCUGUAGCGGUUACCAAAUUAUGAGCAAAUAUGGUGACAAAAUUGUACAGUCCCAGCGAGUUAACGCUCCAUAGAGCGUCUUGUUUCUAAUACUUCGUUAAUAACUGAGAAGGUCAAACUCGAAACGAUUUUUGAUGCUUAUAUAAUUGAAUGCAUGUAGCAUCACCUUUGAGACUGGAGUCUAUUUUAUAUCACUAAGAGCGCUUUUCGAUUGACUUUUUCCAUUCGCAAAUUUUAGAUUCAAGGAAUCAAGCCUUAUUAUUAUCGCUGAACGCUAACGUUCACAACCAGUGGCAUAAUGUCAAUUCAGUUGAUCAAUUGGAGAAUUUGAAAAUUCAUCAGUGUAUAAAUAUUGUUCAACAAAAUGACUUUAUAAAUACACGUGUUGUCUGUUGAGUUGCGAAAUUUAUGAGCCAAAUUAGUCAUUCAUGCAUGCGCAUCGUCUGAGCACGGCAUGGGCAGUUCUACAAUAGUCAGAUAUUUCGCAAGUCAGAAAUUUCGCGUUACACCGGCUCCCCUGCCCUUCACGUUUUUCCAAGUGAGGUCUUCGCUAGAAGGUCGUGUUAAUUGGCCGUGAUAUCGCGGUCAAAACUGGGAAAAACAAGAUAUAAGUUCGGCAAGUUUUGAUUAGGACAUCACUGUUCGACACAGGUUCGACAUGGGUUUAGACCCCGCGUGCAUGCUUUUCAUGCUCCGAACCUUAGCAGUAUAAUUUUUUAACGUACAUUAUGAUUUAAAGAUAAAGAGCAGAGCCCAGCAGAUAACUUUAAAACCAAACAUAAUAAAAGUAAUAAAAAAAAUUAUUAAGAAAUUAUUACGGUUACUUAGUUUGAAAGAACAAAUGAUAAAACAACUUAUCAGUAACUAGUUAAUUAGUAAAGAUUAAUGUUAAGUGCAUAGUUAGUAUAGUAAAGUUAAUUACUGCAAACGCCAUCUGGGAACGAAAUUAAUGAUGUGAGGUGGACUUUAGUACCACCUGAAAUCGGGAUGGGUAUUUUCAAGUAGGUACAGACCUGGGUGUUUCGAAACGCGAAGAUAAACGGGGGGAGUUGGGUGCGUUUAGCCGCAGGUGGGUGUUAUAAUGAAGUGAUGUGAUGUGAUAUAAGUAGUAUUUUAAGUGCAAUCAUGCGUAACGAAGAGUAUUAAAGUAAGGAGAGUUAAUAUAUUAUCACAGUUUGGCGUUUGAGAAGCGUAGCACAUGGACGACGGCUUCAAUUUCACGUACCGAAAUCCCACAGCCAGCCAAAUGGUCGUUUUACCUCCUGAACAAACCGCCACAGAUUGAAGAACAAACCCAGCAAGCUCCUGAAGGGCCGCAACAAGACAUUUCCAAUGGCAAUGCCGCCGAAGCUGGCAACCAGAAAGAUGCUGCUCCCGCCCGAGAUGCUCAAGGCGAACAACCAUCGAAUGUAGAG